This is a messenger RNA of Metarhizium brunneum ARSEF 3297, 1260 nucleotides long. Its product is annotated as Abhydrolase domain-containing protein mpaH. The record is from RefSeq and is a predicted model, not a curated record. NCBI's taxonomy places the organism in Eukaryota, Fungi, Ascomycota, Sordariomycetes, Hypocreales, Clavicipitaceae.
AUGGCCGCAGCGUUGUUCAACGUCAAGGAGCACAUCAUCGACGCCUCUCACAUCCGAGAGUUCGCCUAUGCCACAGCCAAUUCACAAGAUGCCACGCUAAAACUACACGUCAAGCAAUAUACUCCCAAAGACAAUCCAUCACCCCGGAGAGGUGACGUAACCUUGAUUGGCGCCCAUGCCAACGGCUUCCCCAAGGAACUUUAUGAACCAUUCCUCAAUGACCUUUACCAAGAGCUCAACAAGUGUGGCGUGCGUAUCCGUGAUGUCUGGUUUGCCGACUGUGCUUGGCAGGGCCAAAGUGGUAUCCUCAACCAGGAACGAGGUCUCUUGGGCAAUGAUCCUUCUUGGUAUGAUUACUCUCGAGACAUCCUACACAUGAUCAACACGUUCCGUAUGCCGCGCCCUCUGGUCGCCGUUGGGCAUUCGUUCGGCGCAAACGUCCUCAGCUAUACCGCACUGCUGCAUCCGCGUCUGUUCCACAGCAUGGUGCUCCUGGAUCCUGCUAUUGCUUACUACCACACAAGCCUCCCCAUGGAUUUCAGAGCAAGUCCUGCCGCCGCGAGCGUUGGGAGGCGUGACCGGUGGCCGUCGCGGGAGGCUGCCGCCGCCUUGUUCAAGAAGGCUCCGUUUUACCAAGCCUGGGACCCGCGCGUCUUGGAGCAAUGGAUCAAGCACGGGCUGCACAAUACCACCGCAGAUCCAAACGGGGAGGUGGUGCUGGCAACCACCAAGCACCAGGAAGUCUUUACCUUUCUUCGUCCCAGCUGGCCCGCGUUUGAUGCCGAGGGCAAAAACGCCAUUGACCCCAAAUGGAUGCCUGACGCCGGGACCUCCAUCAAAGUUGAAUACCCCAUGUAUCCUUUCUACCGGCCGGAGGCGAUAAACACCUUCAUCCGCAUGCCUAGUCUGCGCCCUGGCAUCGUCUUCAUCUUGGGCGGGCAGAGCAACGUCGUUAGUGAUGCCGACGUUAAAACGAGAACGGAGACCACAGGCACUGGCUUGGGAGGCAGCGGUGGCGUCGCCUCCGGUCGGGUCAAGGAGGUUGUGCAUGAGGACUACGGGCAUCUUAUCCCUAUGGAAGUUCCCCGUUUCUGUGCCCAGCAUGCCGCGGAUUUCCUUAAAAAGGAGUUGGAUAUCUGGGCCGUAGAGGAGGCAGAAUAUGAAGAAUGGGCAAAAAAGUCAAAUACCGACAAAGUAACCAUCUCUCAGGAGUUCAAGAAACACCUCGGCGUCACAGACAGGCCAAGGGCCAAGAUGUAG